Messenger RNA from Penicillium robsamsonii, 213 nucleotides. RefSeq lists its product as uncharacterized. The transcript has 2 exons. Lineage: Eukaryota; Fungi; Ascomycota; Eurotiomycetes; Eurotiales; Aspergillaceae. Bases 1 to 213 code for a protein of 70 amino acids. The record is from RefSeq and is a predicted model, not a curated record.
AUGCAUCUUACCAGUAUCCUUUUCUACUUGGCGUUCCUGGCGUCCGUGAUCUCUUAUUUUGGUAUCCUCCCGUCCUCCCAAGCGUCCUCCCUAGCAUCCUACCUAGCAUCCUCCCCACAAAUCCCUUCGGCCUUCCUCUUAGGAAUCAUCUCGGACAAUGGGUAUCCUGUCAUGCCGGUCAUCCUUUCGGGAAGCAUCUCGCGCAUCGGUUAG